AUGGCCUCAGAAAGAAUUCUGGUCACUGGCGCGACAGGUUUUUUGGGCAGUCAUGUCGUUAUCAAGGCUCUUGAGAAUGGAUACGCAGUUCGUGGGACCGUGAGGUCCCCGUCUCAGGCCAAGGAAGUCCGCACUUUUUGGACAUCCUACGGCGAUAGAUUUGAUUCGGUUGUCGUGCCAGAUUUGGUCGAAGGAGAUUAUACUGAGGCUUUGAAAGGUGCCUUACAUUUCCAGCUUGGUACCCUGACUGCGAUCUUACUUCACCUAGGUAUAAGUGCCGUUAUUCACGUGGCAUCGCCUUUUUUUCGAAGCGUAAAUGAUCCUAGAAAGGAUCUUCUUGAUCCCGCGAGGCAGGGGACGGUCAAAGUUUUGGAAGCAUGUCUCAAGCAUGGUGUUCAACGUGUUGUUGUCACUGGGAGCAUCGCCGCAGUCAUCGACUCAGCCAAGGGUGGUAAGCUGCCUAUCAUGCCACCGUCGAUUUGUUGUGACCUCAUUAUCCAGAUAUCUGGCGUGACUAUACCUAUACCUGCAGAGGACUGGAACUCUCUAACCUAUGAGCAAGCUGUUUCUGGCGCGCUUCCUGGAAUAGGUGUUUACGCUGUUUCCAAAAAAAUUGCCGAAAUGGCCGCCUUCGAAUUCGCCCGCGAGCAUCCAGCAAUGCAUGUCACCGUGAUGAGUCCUACCAUGAUAUUUGGUCCCCUCGUCCUACCUGCUGACCUUUCGGCCUUGAAUACCUCGUCUCAGGACAUAUACAAUCUCAUCAGUGGCAAGCUGGAAGAUACGGCGUUACCUGCAUGCACUGAUUCAUUGGGAAGAGGGUUCUUGUUCAACGGCGCCAUGUUCACAUUCUAUGAGGCCGUGAAUAUCUUGAGCAAGCAACGGCCAAAUUUAAUUCCCCGCUUACCAUCGCUGGAUGGUGCUGAGCUCAAAGUUACGAGCAAGAAGGCCAAAAUCGACGUUUCUAUCGCGGAGACCGAGCUUGGAAUCAAAUGGACAUCUUUCGAACAGUGUCUUCUUGAUACUGUCGACGAGUUCAUCAGGAUAGAAGCGGCGGCUAAGCUCUAG
Messenger RNA from Desarmillaria tabescens, 1065 nucleotides. RefSeq lists its product as uncharacterized. Gene Ontology annotation, molecular function: oxidoreductase activity, acting on the CH-OH group of donors, NAD or NADP as acceptor. The coding region runs from base 1 to 1065 and encodes 354 amino acids. NCBI's taxonomy places the organism in Eukaryota, Fungi, Basidiomycota, Agaricomycetes, Agaricales, Physalacriaceae. The record is from RefSeq and is a predicted model, not a curated record. The transcript has 7 exons.